AUGACGGUAACAAGGCCUGGCAAUCCUACUAGAUACCCAGCUCAACCGGAUCUCUUGCGACGCACAAAUUCUUCUCACUCACAAACCAAUUCUACUAAGCGAAGCAGAGGCCCAAUCAAUAAAAGAGCUUGCCAACGUUGCAGACAAGGAAAGAUUAAGUGUGACGGCGAUGCGGAGACUGGAAAGCCGUGCUCUAACUGUGAUCCUGAACUCUGCAAAUACGAUAACAGUCCCAGGAAGAACAAACAAGUUGAGAACCUAAAACAAAGACUGCAAAAAGUUGAAGAACAACUCGUUUUCAUUUUGAAGAGUUCUGGUGACAAACUAGAAUUAACUUAUAUCGAAAAAGAGACACUUUGUCUCUUAUAUGAAAAUAAAGAACGUUUUAACGGGUCUGCCGUUUUUCAAGGGCUACUUGAAGCAAUAAAACAAUGUCACCUUGACAAACAACUCUUAGUUUAUACUUAUUCACUUUUAGAACGAAUUUCUACAAACGAAGACAAAAUCCAAGGAAUAAUUGAAAGUUUACAACGGGUUCUUUUUGCCGCUACCGAGCGUGCUAAAAACCUUUCUAUCCCAUCUGCAAAUACUCAACUCGAACAACAACAAUACGAUUCUUCAAUAAUGUCUGGUAGUGUCGAUCCAACAAUGAUACUAGCCAACAAUCCAUCGAAUUUAUCGGCAAUUUCUUCUUUUGAAAAUAAUAUGUGCCAAAAUUGUGAAACAAAUGGCUUAAAUCAUGUUCAUACCUCAUCAUCAGAUGAUGAUGGAUCGGAAUCUUUUAGUAAUGGAUAUGAAUGUAAUGAUGAUGGCAGUGGAGGACCUUCAACACCAAACGAACAGAAUCAUCCUAAUUGUUAUGAAUCUAAACCGUUUCAAUCAACAAAUGGAUCGACUCACCAAUUACCAGGCUCAUCACAAAUGUUGGAAAUGGAUUAUUAUCAUCCAUUUUCACCUUAUAGCCUUCAAACGACGGAUUAUUCAUCUUUCCUCUUUUUCGAUCACCAAACCACAUCUCCAACAGAUGAGAAUAUGUAUUUGAAACUUAGUUAA
Racocetra persica is the source of this 1053-nucleotide messenger RNA. Lineage: Eukaryota; Fungi; Glomeromycota; Glomeromycetes; Diversisporales; Gigasporaceae. The record is from the annotation of a GenBank genome assembly.